AUGAAGGGGAGCUGGGGACUGAGGCUGCUCAUCCUGGGAGCCGUGGUCUUCAUAGAGGGUCUUCAAGCAGCUCCGCGUGCAUGCGGGCAGCGUGGCCCUGGCCCCCUCACACCUCAGGAGGGCAACACAGUGCCUGGCGAGUGGCCAUGGCAGGCCAGUGUGAGGAGGCAGGGGGCCCACAUCUGCAGCGGGUCCCUGGUGGCGGAAAGCUGGGUCCUCACUGCGGCCCACUGCUUCGAAAAGGUGAAAGUCACAGAACUGCACUCCUGGUCAGUUGUCCUGGGUUCUCUGAAGCAUGAGGGGCUGAGCCCAGGGGCUGAGGAGGUGGGGGUGACGGCUCUGCAGCUGCCCAGGGCCUAUAAGCACUACAGCCAGGGCUCGGACCUGGCCCUGCUACGGCUCGCCCACCCCGUGGCCCACACACCCCUCUGCUUGCCUCAACCUGCCCAUCGCUUCCCCUUUGGGACCGACUGCUGGGCCGCUGGCUGGGAUCAGGACAAUGACGUUCCCAGGGCCCUACGGAAUAUACGCCUGCGUCUGAUCAGCCGCCCCACGUGUAACUGUCUCUACAACCGCUUGCACCAGCGGCAGCUGGCCAGCCCGGCCCGGCCUGGGAUGCUGUGUGGAGGUCCCCAGCCCGGAGUGCAGGGGCCCUGUCAGGGCGAUUCCGGGAGCCCCGUGCUGUGCCGCGAACCUGACGGACACUGGGUUCAAGCUGGGAUCAUCAGUUUUGCAACAGACUGUGCCCAGGAAGACACUCCUGUGCUGCUGAUCAACACGGCUGCUCACAGCUCCUGGCUCCAGGCUCAAGCUCAGGGGGCAGCCUUCCUAGCCCAGGACCCUGAGACCCCAGAGAUCAGUGAUGAGGACAGCUGUGUAGCCUGUGGAUCCUUGAGGAAAGAAGGCCCCCAGGCAGAAGCUCCCUCCCCACGGCCCUGGGACGCCAGGCUGAAGCACCAAGGGAAGCUGGCCUGUGGCGGAGCCCUGGUGUCAGAGGAGGUGGUGCUGACUGCUGCCCACUGCUUCAUUGGGCGCCAGACCCCAGAGGAAUGGACUGUAAGCCUGGGGGCCGGACCAGAGGAGCGGGGCCUGAAGAAAGUCAUCUUGCAUGGGAUGUAUAGCCACCCAGAGGGGGGCUAUGACCUGGCCCUCCUGCUGCUGGCCCAGCCCGUAACACUGGGCUCCAGCCUGCGGCCCCUCUGCCUGCCCUACGCGGACCACCGCCUGCCUGAUGGGGGACACGGCUGGGUCCUGGGGCUAGCCCGCCAAGGAGCAGGCACCAGCUCCCCUCAGACAGUGCCUGUGACCCUCCUGGGGCCCAGGGCCUGUAGCCGCCUGCACGCAGCCCUUGGGAGCGACAGAGCCCCCAUUCUGCCACGGAUGGUGUGCACCAGUGCUGUGGGUGAGCCGCCCGGCUGUGAGGGCCUGUCGGGGGCACCGCUGGUGCACCAAGUGAGGGGCACAUGGUUCCUGGCUGGGCUGCACAGCUUCGGAGAUGCCUGCGAAGGCCCGGCAAGGCCUGCCAUCUUUACAAUGCUCCCCACCUACGAGAACUGGGUCAACAGUUUGGAAUGGCAGGUCUACUUCGCUGAGAAGCCAGGGCCUGAGGCCGAGCCUGAAAGCUGCCCAGCUAACAACAGUAUGUGGCCCUGGGGCCUCCUGCCAACACUGCCUCCGCAGACACCUUCUCUCUCGACCUGA
Messenger RNA from Mesoplodon densirostris (Blainville's beaked whale), 1701 nucleotides. RefSeq names its product serine protease 53 (gene PRSS53). The coding region runs from base 1 to 1701 and encodes 566 amino acids. The record is from RefSeq and is a predicted model, not a curated record. NCBI's taxonomy places the organism in Eukaryota, Metazoa, Chordata, Mammalia, Artiodactyla, Ziphiidae. The transcript has 10 exons. Gene Ontology annotation, molecular function: serine-type endopeptidase activity. Gene Ontology annotation, biological process: proteolysis.